Molecule: messenger RNA, 6451 nt
Organism: Manis pentadactyla (Chinese pangolin)
Lineage: Eukaryota; Metazoa; Chordata; Mammalia; Pholidota; Manidae
Gene: STARD4
Product: StAR related lipid transfer domain containing 4
Exons: 6
Coding region: 156-782 (208 amino acids)
Biological process (GO): cholesterol import; intracellular cholesterol transport; cholesterol transport involved in cholesterol storage
Cellular component (GO): endoplasmic reticulum; cytosol
Molecular function (GO): cholesterol binding; cholesterol transfer activity
Source: RefSeq, a predicted model, not a curated record
AUCCCCAGUGGCUUGACGCUGAUUGGUUGCUGCCGCCCGCCGCAGGCAGAGAAACUGAGCGCUCCAACACGGCAGUGUCGCGGAGAGCGGUCAGUCUGUGGCUCCCGGCGGACCCGAGCUCCGCAGGCUGCUCGGUGCGUCUCAGGAAAACAGAAAUGGAAGGCCUGCCUGAUACUGCUGCUUUUGCAACUAGACUUAAAAACACUCUCAUCCAGUACCAUAGCAUUGAAGAUGAUAAAUGGCGAGUUGCAAAGAAAAUGAAAGAUGUAACAAUUUGGAGAAAACCUUCAGAAGAAUUUAAUGGUUACCUCUUCAAAGCCCAAGGUGUUAUAGAUGACAUUGUCAACAGUGUAAUAGACCAUAUACGCCCAGGUCCCUGUCGCUUGGAUUGGGACAGCUUAAUGACUUCAAUGGAUAUUGUGGAGCACCUUGAAGAGAACUGCUGUGUGAUGCGUUACACCACUGCCAGUCAGCUUUGGAAUAUAAUCUCCCCAAGAGAGUUUGUUGAUUUCUCCUACACUGUGCGCUAUAAAGACGGGCUUUUAUCAUGUGGGCUAAGUCUUGACUGGAAUGAAAAGAGACCAGAAUUUGUUCGUGGAUAUAACCAUCCCUGUGGUUGGUUUUGUGUUCCACUUAAAGACAGUCCAAACCAGAGUCUUUUGACUGGCUAUAUUCAGACAGAUCUUCGUGGGAUGAUUCCUCAGUCUGCAGUAGAUACAGCCAUGGCAAGCACUUUAGUCAACUUCUACGGUGAUUUACGAAAAGCCUUACAAAAUGCAUGAUAUGCAAAACUUGCAGUACUGUGGUUCCCUGAAUCAACUCUUUUUCAGCUGCAUGGCCCCUAAAAACCAUCCUUUUCUCUCUUCUGCGUGCCUGUAGAAAAUUUGAGAUGUUUUUGGUUUAUUUUAUUCCUAAGGUAAAUGGCUAUAUAAGAGGACAUUUUAGUCUUCUCAGUUAUUUGCACAUUGUCUGGUAUGGCAGUGUAUCUAGAAAUGGAGACUAUGACAGAAAUCCACCAAAAAGUAGAUACAGUUCUUUGAACCAGACUCUUAAGAAAUUGAACAGUGCCUCAGUAUGAAUAUUUUGGCUGCUUGGAAGUUAGAGAAAGCACAAGCUUUAUGCUUUUUUAGGUUAAAAUAAUCUUAUUUUAGAGCUUUAUGAACAUAUUGUAAAAGUUGUAAUGAUUUUGGAAGUUAAAUAUUAGUGCUUUUAUUUUGAUAUGCUCUAUGAGUUUGCCAGUAUCUUGGCCUAAAGAAAAAGCUCUUUAUAUUUUAUAAAGAUUCAUUGAACUUUAUUGUCAACUUGUACUACUUUAAGUAUUAGAAAGAUCAGAAGAAAAAAAUAGAUAUAGUAACUGUAGGUAUAAUUCAAAUGCAAUUCAAUUUUGAUACCUACAUAAUAUUAUUUUGUGGGUCUAUUAAGAAUAUAUUUGUAUCUUUAUGUACAUUUAUUAUGGUAGUCUUAAAAAGCAUUGAUGCAUCAGUAAGACAGUACAAAAAACUGCCCAGUAUGUGCUGGGGACACCCCAUGAAUUGGGCAGUAGUCUGGGUUGAGUGAAAUAACUAAUGGUAUUCUGUAUUCACCCCUAUGAAUCAUCUCCCUAGAAAGUCAAAUUCAGUGAGUGUUCUAUAAAUGUUUCAGUUUUAAAUGUAUCCCUCACCUCAUAAAGUAUUGCUGACUAAACCAUCAACAUUCACAACUGUGAUGUAACUUCAGUCGGGAACUAUAACAAAUGCACUCAUAGAGUUAUCCAAAUGCUGAGAUGAGUCAUUUUAUAACUAGAAUGCACUAUAUAAUAGGUUCCUUGAUUCUAUGGCUGCCUUAAAUGAACAUUCCUAAGUGAUGUUAACAUUCCAAAUGAUUCUUUGGCUCUUGAACUAUCCUUUUAACUUUACUUCUAAAAUGAGAACUUGAGGCAACUCAGUGUGUCCGUGCAGACUUUUGUAUGUGUUUAUGUUUGUGUACAUGCACACAUCUUGAAGCCUUUUUCAGUGUUCGGUGUGAUUCAGCCUGAAUCCUUGAUGUGUUCCUGUUCCUACUGUUUCAUUUCUUCUUUCCCAUCUUCUUGGUUACUCUGGGGUUAAGUGAGCUCUGGAGACACUGACGUUGUACACAGGCCACACAGCACCAAAGCAUAUAAUUGUUCAAGUGCAGAGAAUGUUUAUGUUUUAUUGCAGUGUGCUUUCCUGAGUGUAGAGAAAGCGUAAGUCACAGUUCUUCAGACUUAUUUUGAUAGAAUGAAAAAAGUAGAGCUGGUUUUGUUCUUAUUUUUUUUGUUUUGCUCUUGGAGGUAAUGAGGUUCAAAAAAUACCAAAGGUGGCACCACAAUAUCCAUAGUGAGUAACCCAUUUUUUUCGGUUGAAAAUAAUUCGUUUCAGGAUUUGACAAGAAGCAAUGCACAAAAGGUGCUAUAUUCUUAACUUCAAGUUUAUUAGUCACCAACAUCCUUUUCUAAAUGACUCUAACUUCUGAGUUGCUGGAUUUCUCUCCUGUUCUUCUUCUUGCAAUAGAGAAAGAAAACUCAGCAGUUCAGCUUCUUUCAGUUUCCCAUGGACAUGUUAAAUGUUCAUUUUUACUUCAUCUGUUCUUUCAUUCGGAUUUGCUAGUGUAGAGUAGGAGGUUUCUUACAUUCCAGUGGUCUGUCUAGGAUGGCAAAAUACCAGCAGAUGUCCAGUCACAAGGGCCAGUUUGGGGAAGGGGUUUGUGACAAGAUUGUAUAUUCCCAUAAGGGCUAUUAUUGCCAGAGCUGGGACCUCUGAAGGCAAGUAAAUUGUCCACUUUCCGCUACUGUAAUGUUCGCUUUCUCCUUUUCAACUUAUACUUUCAGCUGGUGAUUAUGUAACCCACUGCUGAAUGUGGACCCACUGCAGGUAAAAGGACCCUCAUGGAAAGUUUUCAUUGCAACAAUGAGUCAUAUGAUGAAUUGAAAAAUUAUAUUUGAAUUACCUGAAAUUUAUAUGCAGCUCCUAGAUGGAUGGCACAUUAGAUCUGCUGGGGUCUAGCUAUGUACUUUAAAGGAAAAAAAAAAAGCUAUGGAAUUUCCAUUCUAUACAAUUACCAGCUGUAGGUAUACAGUGCAGUGGUUUUUGAGCUGUGCAGCCAUCAUCACAAUCCAAUUUGAGAACAUUUCAAUCAUGCGAAAAGGUCCCUUUUGCCCAUUUGCAGAUUCUUACCUAACCAAAGUUCAGCACAAUUGACAAUAUACUGAAGAUAAUGAAAAAGAUUAAAAUAGGUUUUGUUCGUGUUUAUUUUUAAGAGCAGAGGUAUGUUUGAUUCCAAGCUCAGGAAUCUUGUGAUAAUGUAUUAAAUAUGUUAUCUCACAUAUCAUUCAAAAAUUCAGUGACAUGGGCUGGGAUUAAUGUUGUCAUAUGACUGAGUCUGCUGUUUCAGCAGUGCUGUAGGAUAGAAAAGAUGAUGAGGGCCAUAGAGGUAGUUUUCAAUUUUCUAGCAAUACAGUAAAAAAAACAAAAACAGCUGAAGAUAAUGUUAAUAAUAUAGUUCAUUUGAUUCAAUAGAUCCAAAGUAUUAGCAUUUAACAUGUAAAAAAAAUCAUUAAGAUAGCUUACAUUCCUCUUCUUUUGCACUAAUUAUUUGAAAUCUGUAUGCAUUUCGCUAAUUCGUGCUAACUACAUCUUAAGUGCUCAUUAUCCACUUGGCCUGUCCUGAAUAGCACAGUCCUGUAGUAAAUGUAUUAAUUUAUCUUUUUAUAAUAUAAAGGACAGAAUUUCAUAGAAUUACUCUCUUAAAUAUUGUCCUGGUCUCUGGAACCUGCAGCAUUUGCUAAAUGGGGACCUCUGAAUGUUAGAAAUAAAUCAGUUAGUAGGUGUCAAUAAAAUUAAAAUUAUAGCUAAAAAGUCCUUUAAAGGUAACUAACUUUUCAAAGGACAGUUAUUGAAAUGAAAAAUAAAAUCUGUCUUGAUGUUAUGUGGUUGAUUAUUUUCUCUAGCUUAUAGCUAGUUUGUAUUAGAAAUGUGUAUGUGCAGGAAAUACUUGGCACAGUACUGCCUUCAUAAGUACCUAUUUUUUUAAGGUCAUUAGUUUCAUACAAGAAAAAAUAAUUUAUCAUAAGUGACAUGUUUGCAUGAAAUACUAGUUUUUCUUGAUAAUUCUUGGUUAAAUUUAACACAAUACUCAGCAAAAUAAUUAUGGGAAUUUAGUGUUCUGCAGUUAUGUUUGACAUAAACUGCUAGAGCAUUAAAGAGAGAUUAUAAAUGUUAAAAAUCUCUUAAUUUCACUCUUCACUGAGAUUGGAUGUAUUUGAAAUUGUAGAUUUUUAUGUGUAAAAUUUUCUCUGAGUUAAGAAACUUUUUUUCUCUUCCUCUUUCACAUUUUAUCACUCAGGUUGAAUUAAAUUAACAUCUCAAGUAAAAAUUAUGUAAUCAAGGUUGCCUCUAGAGAAGAGAAAAAAAUACUGCACAGUUUAGACCCUUAAUUGUCUAUUAAGCUUUUACAUAUGAGUAAUUCUCUUUGAUGUAGAUAAAAGCUUUAUCUGUUACUGAGGAGCACAUUAGCAUCCUUAGAAUCAGUUGUUAAAAUCCAAUUUUUUUAAAUUAAGUGAAUACUUUUGCUAUCUCAACUCCAUGGGUAUAUCAGUGUAAUUCAGAGAAGUUAAGGGACUUGACUAGUUUUCCAUUAGAAGGUGUCUCAUGUAAUUAUUUGUCUGGUGUAUCUCCUAUGCCUUUCUUAUUCAGCUUCUAGAAUUAGGGGACUGUAGGAUCUGAGCAUAGAAACAUCUGAUUAAUCCCAGAGCACAGAAAAUUGGGAUUAUAAUUUUUCAUUAUUUUAUUGUUUCCAAAGAUUUUACAUGUAUAGGUAAAUAAAAAUUCAUCUCCUGCAAUUCAAUAAAAGGUCUACUAAAUAUAGAUUUUAUUUUUAAGAAGUUUAUAAUUCUUUUAUGGGCCAGUAUGUAAAACCAAAACCUUUAUUAAACUAAGAGCAUGUAUUAAUAUAAAUAAAAUGUCUAUUUAUUUUUAAAUUGCUGUGCAUUGGAAUAAAAUUUCUAGACACUCUUAGAAUUGAUCAUUUAUACUGUUUGUGUAAUUUGCUUUAGUAUUGUUUUGACAAAUACUUUCAGUUAUCUGAACUUAAAAGAUGUAAUUUAACUUCCUGUACUCUUACAAAAGAAAAAUAUAAACUGGAAAAUAAAGAUUAAUAAUGCACAUGCUAAUCUCCCACUAAUGUAACAUACAAUAUUAGCCACAAUACUGCUGAAUAUUGAUUUUCUAUUGUAUAACCAGGAUGAUGAUGAAUAUAUUCUGCUCCUAUUACAGUAACAUAUGGACAGGGUUUAUUGUAUACAAGUAUAAAUAAUUGUGUUAACUUCAUUAGGAGUUGUAAUAAUUUCAUUUGGUGUUGAAAAAAGCUGGGAGUGAUUACAAAGAAACCCUUGGUGUGUGUGUAAGGAAGCAGUAUGGAUGCUGUGAGAAGUAUACAAUAGGAAAUAUGACAAAUGGUUUAAACAAACAGGGAUUUAUCUUCCACAUUUACUAAAAAAUCUGGAUAUAGGUAAUUGCUAGUGUUUCCAGCUCCAGGAUGUCAGGGUCAGUGUUUUUCCAAUUCUCAUCUUUCCCUCAUAGUGAUAAGGUGACUGACUAGCCCUGGAAAUUACAGGUCUAUUCAAAUCAAAAGAAGCAGGGAAAGGCAAGGGGCCACUCAUAGUCUGUUUUAUCAGGAAAGCAAAAGCUGUCCCAGAGGCCUACAGUAGCUUUUGUUUCCAGUAGUCUGGGUCACAUGACUAUCCCUAGCUAUAGGAGUGCCUGGGAAGUCAAGCAUAAGGAUUUCCAGUCUCUUGGAAAGAGGGUUGGUUGAUGACUCUUUGGUAGCCAACUGUAGCAUCUCUCAGUGGAUGAGCUCUGGGAAGUAAGGCUCCUUCAGACAUCAGUAGGAAAGUGGUAGACUCCCAAAACAGAAAUGGAAGUGGCAAAGUAGUCACUCCUUCAUGAUAAAUGUGUAUUGGGCCCCUUCUACAUGGCAAACACUGGGUAGCUAUCCUUAACUGAGUUAAUAAGGUGAUGGAGCUUUCUCUGUAGGCUGUUAAUUAAUGGUUGAUGUCGCAUGGCAUCCAACAUGAAUGACCUGUGUUUAUAUUACACUGUGUUUCUAUUCCUCUGAAGCAAAGGGUCUACUAUGAAUGAAGGCCUGUGGUCAAGAGAUGACAGAGAAUUGCUGGAAAAUGUGAACUGCAGAUGUAUCCCGGGACAUAAGAGCUCCAAUCUACUUGUGUUAUUAGCUGGACAGGUGAUUAGUAGGGUGUAAUAUUCUGCUGAUAAAAAUAAAAGAGGAAGCAUACUGUGAAAGUAAAAAUUGGCUUUUACUCAGUAUUUUGCAGGAACUUUACAUUCCUACUUAAGUUUUGCUUUACUGGCAUCCCUGAAGUACAAGGCAGCUGAUUCAUUUUAUUAAAGGAGGUAGACCAUAGAUUGUCUUAAACCAGGUUGAAAUAAAAAAAGGA